AUCACGGUUUGUUUUUGUUCCACAGAUCGUACAUCAGUCAUUGCAGAAUCUACUAUCCUGUCGUUAUUCAAAAUAUUGUUCAUUGUUUUAAUAUAAAAAAAAACAUAAAACUAGGAUAUAAUGCUUUCAAACAACUCAAAGAUACUUUUACGAAUAAUAACUACAGUAUAUAAUAGCGGUAUUCGUAAAUACGUAACACCUCCGAAACGAUUCUACCGUAAAACCGGAGUUGUUACCAGCAACGGAAAGUACGAAAUUACACUCGAUCAACGCAAGUUGAAAACUCCUAACGGAUCACCGUUUUAUGUUGAAAGUGAGCCUUUAGCCAUAGCAAUUGCUACCGAGUGGGAUGCCCAGAAAGAAGUGGUGGAUCGAUCAAGCAUGCACUUAACAGCUCUGAGCAGUACAGUAAUCGAUAAUCCGAACAAUCUGCAGAAAACAGACAUCAUAAAUUAUCUGGUGAAUUACUUGAAUACUGACACUGUUUUGUUCCAUUCUGGUGAAGAGGAAUCACUAAAAAAGUUGCAAACAAGCGAAUGGGAUCCCGUGGUUAAUUGGUUUAAUGAGCGCUACCAAGUGCAACUAACUGCCACCGAUGGGUUAGAAAUUCCUAGCUUUCCUCCAGGCACGGCCAUGAACAUCAGUCGCUAUCUAACUUCAUACAAUGAGGCCGCCCUGCAUGGGUUUAUGUUCGCAGUUGACACGAUUAAAUCGAUUAUCCUAACCUGUGCUUGCGUAGAUCGAUUCAUUACCCCAGAAAAAGCAGUGCUGUUGGCACGAUUGGAGGAAGAAUAUCAACAAGGAUAUUGGGGUCGAGUGGAGUGGGCUCAUGACGUUCAACAACUAGAUUCGCAAGCCCGUCUGGCAGCAGCUGUACUAAUGAUUCACCUGAACUCUAGCAAUGUUUUCAUAAAACAUAAAAAUAUUUAAGUGAUAUUUUCUUAUGAAUUGAA
Messenger RNA from Malaya genurostris, 953 nucleotides. Its product is annotated as ATP synthase mitochondrial F1 complex assembly factor 2. The record is from RefSeq and is a predicted model, not a curated record. The coding region runs from base 121 to 930 and encodes 269 amino acids. The transcript has 4 exons. Gene Ontology annotation, biological process: mitochondrial proton-transporting ATP synthase complex assembly. NCBI's taxonomy places the organism in Eukaryota, Metazoa, Arthropoda, Insecta, Diptera, Culicidae. Gene Ontology annotation, cellular component: mitochondrion.